Molecule: messenger RNA, 1496 nt
Organism: Neltuma alba
Lineage: Eukaryota; Viridiplantae; Streptophyta; Magnoliopsida; Fabales; Fabaceae
Product: omega-3 fatty acid desaturase, endoplasmic reticulum
Exons: 8
Coding region: 82-1263 (393 amino acids)
Biological process (GO): lipid metabolic process
Molecular function (GO): oxidoreductase activity, acting on paired donors, with oxidation of a pair of donors resulting in the reduction of molecular oxygen to two molecules of water
Source: RefSeq, a predicted model, not a curated record
AGACACAUGCUUUGCCUUCUUCCUCUUCUCUAUUAACCCUUUCUUCCUCCUCCCUAUCCCUGAAACUGAAUCAGGGGGACUAUGGCCGCCGAAGCAGAACUCAAGAUGUCUCACGACGUCGUCGUCCCCUCCGGCCACGCCAAGAAACGAAUCGGCGACCACGAUGCAGCCACCACCGCCACCUUCGAUCCUAGCGCUCCUCCUCCCUUCACCAUUUCAGAGAUUCGAGCCGCGAUUCCCAGCCAUUGCUGGUUUAAGAACCCGUGGAGGUCCCUCGCUUACGUUCUCAGGGAUGUGUUUCUUGUCCUUUCUUUGCUUGCUUUAGCUCUUCAUUUCGAUUCCUGGUUCUUCUGGCCUCUCUAUUGGCCCCUUCAAGGUACCAUGUUCUGGGCUCUCUUCGUUCUCGGCCAUGAUUGCGGCCAUGGAAGCUUUUCAAACAAUCGCAAGCUGAAUAAUUUUGUGGGCCACAUCCUGCAUUCUGCGAUUCUUGUACCGUACCAUGGAUGGAGAAUCAGCCACAAAACCCACCAUCAAAACCACGGACAUGUUGAGAAUGAUGAAUCGUGGGUUCCGAUGACAGAGAAGCUUUAUAAGAGUCAAAGCCGCAAGACAAGAAUACUGAGAUUCACUGUCCCCUUCCCAAUCCUUGCCUUCCCCAUUUAUCUGUGGAGAAGAAGCCCAGGAAAAGAAGGCUCUCACUUUAAUCCCAACAGCAAAUUGUUCUCCCCUAGAGACAGAAAAGAUGUGACAACCUCAACCUUAUGCUGGCUCGCCAUGGCUUCUCUGAUUCUCUACCUCAUUUUCACCAUGGGUCCCACUCAAGUCUUGAAGCUUUACGGUGUCCCUUAUGCGAUCUUCGUCAUGUGGUUGGACGCUGUCACAUAUUUGCACCACCAUGGAUACAAGCAGAAACUACCUUGGUACAGGGGCAAGGAAUGGAGUUAUUUGAGGGGUGGACUAACAACAGUGGAUCGUGAUUAUGGUUGGAUCAACAAUAUCCAUCAUGACAUAGGAACCCACGUUAUCCAUCAUCUUUUUCCUCAGAUUCCUCAUUACCACUUGAUUGAAGCGACGAAAGCGGCAAGACCAGUUCUGGGGAGGUAUUAUCGGGAACCUGAGAAAUCCGGGCCAGUACCAGUUCAUCUGAUCCAGAAUUUGAUAGAUAGUUUAAGACAAGACCACUACGUUAGUGACUCUGGAGACAUCGUUUUCUAUCAGACAGAUCUCGACCUUCACGAGCAUUCUAGGACCAAGUCUCAAUGAGUUUAUUAUUCUGAGACCAGAAAGAAAACGUCGGUUUAGAUUAUUACUAGCUAGUUGCUGAUUUCUCGUGUGUUUCUCUUGAGUUAGCGUGUGUUUGUUCCCUCUGAAUUUCUGAAAAAUAAAAAAAGAAAAGUGGUGUUAGUUGCUAGUUAGUGUUACUGGCAGAUUCAGAGAUUCGCACGAUUAUAAUUGGCAGGAAGAGACAGAGAUAUGCAUGUCGUGAAGUACCGAGA